This is a messenger RNA of Dacryopinax primogenitus, 858 nucleotides long. Its product is annotated as N-terminal nucleophile aminohydrolase. Gene Ontology annotation, cellular component: proteasome core complex, alpha-subunit complex; proteasome core complex; nucleus. Bases 29 to 814 code for a protein of 261 amino acids. Lineage: Eukaryota; Fungi; Basidiomycota; Dacrymycetes; Dacrymycetales; Dacrymycetaceae. The transcript is spliced from 7 exons. Gene Ontology annotation, biological process: ubiquitin-dependent protein catabolic process. The record is from RefSeq and is a predicted model, not a curated record.
CUUGAGCGCAACUUCCAUCUCGUUCACAAUGUCCAGGACUUCAUACGACAGAUAUCUUACCGUUUUCUCGCCAGAAGGGCGUCUAUACCAAGUCGAGUACGCAUUCAAGGCUAUCUCUGGAUCUGGGCACACUGCAAUCGCAAUCCGAGGCAAGGAUACUGCUGUUGUGAUUACACAGAAGAAGGUGGCGGACAAGCUCAUCGAUGCCGGUACCAUCACCCAUCUGUUCAGCAUAACACCAUCUAUUGGUUGUGUCGUCACCGGUCUAAUUGCCGAUGCACGCUCACAAGUAACGAGGGCGAGGUCUGAAGCAGCCGAUUUCCGGUACAAGAACGGCUAUGAGAUCACCCCCGAUGCUCUGGCCCGACGUAUCGCCAACAUCAACCAAGUCUACACCCAACGCGCGGCGAUGCGACCGUUAGGCAUCGCGAUGAUCCUUAUUGGCAUCGACCCUGAAUUUGGCCCACAGUGCUUUAAGCUGGACCCUGCAGGAUACUUUGUCGGCUUCCAUGCUACUUCUGCAGGGCAGAAACAGCAAGAGGCGAUGAACUUCCUUGAGAAGCGGUGGAAGAAGCUAGAGGGCGAGCCUGAUGUUGCAGGGUUGACGCUUGGACGGACAGAGGUGAUCGAGAUGGCAAUCGAGGCGAUUUCCCAAGUGCUUGCGACGGACUUCAAGCCAGGGGAGAUCGAGAUCGGUAUCGUCUCGACCGCCGAGACUGCCGAGGGGAAGGAGGGCAGUGGUGCGGCGAUGUGGAGAGUGAUGGACGAUGCGGAGAAAGACCAUUGGUUGACCAAGGUAGGUGAAAAGGAUUGAUCGACACCUAUAGCAUUAGGCAGGGCACAUACAUACGUUGUCCG